Xenopus tropicalis (tropical clawed frog) is the source of this 4900-nucleotide messenger RNA. It is a transcript of the gene abcc10, whose product is annotated as ATP binding cassette subfamily C member 10. NCBI's taxonomy places the organism in Eukaryota, Metazoa, Chordata, Amphibia, Anura, Pipidae. Gene Ontology annotation, biological process: xenobiotic transport; transmembrane transport. The record is from RefSeq and is marked provisional. Gene Ontology annotation, cellular component: basal plasma membrane; membrane; basolateral plasma membrane. Gene Ontology annotation, molecular function: ABC-type glutathione S-conjugate transporter activity; ATP binding; ABC-type xenobiotic transporter activity. The coding region runs from base 217 to 4722 and encodes 1501 amino acids. The transcript has 22 exons.
GGCGAGCCGAAGUGAAUGGCUGCGAGAAAAUGGGGCUCGUAUCGUUAGUGAAAUAUUCUAUUCCUGUCAGGAAAGUGGUUGGUGCCCUGAGCCGCCUGAGCGGAGCCCUCGGCAAGUUCCACAUAGACGUGACCUGCUAUCCAUUUAGUUAGCGACCCCGCGGUGCUGCUUUGUGGCACAGGAACGUAAGAAUCAGUGCAACGUCCAGUGUCCAAGAUGGAGGAUGCAGUGGCGCAGCUCUGUGGGUCCCAGCCAGCAGACCCCAUGCCUGUCUGGAUAAAAGGACAUAUUGGCAUCUGCUUCAACCAGCUGGUUUUAAGCUCUAUACCACACCUGAUCUUUGCCCUAACCAGCGCUUGCCAUGCUGGUGCCCACAGACGCAGUUCUCAGUGCCACCUGAACCCUCUCUGGGUGUGUAGAAUGGCAGUUUCCUUCACGGCUAGUUUGCUUAUCUUGACCGAUAUGGUCCUUGGAUGCCUUUUCCCUUGGCAAGUCCCUUAUACUGUGGAAAUGUUGUGUGGGGGAGUGGCCUGUCUAUCAUGGAUCACUCAUUUCCUGGCACUUCUCAGCCUCAGAAAGGCAUGGUGCAGCCAGCCCAGAGGCCCCGUCACCCUUAUGCUGCCAGUUCUUCUCCUCAUUCCAACCCUGGUGAUCACUCUGAUGGGCUUCCUGCAAGACGGGGCAACCAGCCAACCUUUACAUCCCAUACUCCUUAGUCGUUUCUGCCUGUUAUGCCUUCGUCUUUGUUGCAUUUUUGUGUAUCUAGGAGCCUUUCUGUUGGGUUUGAGGUGCUUCAGACCCUCUUUGUCGCUGUCUGUCAAUGCUGAUGAUGAUGAUGAGUCUCCUCUUCUCACCUCCUUCUACACCCCAGAAAGACAGCAUCCAGCAGAAGAUGGUGAGAGUUGGCUGUCUCGUUUCUUCUACCUCUGGUUGAAUCCACUUCUGAGACAGGGGGCACGAGGAGGCCUCAAACAUCCUGGGGAUGUAUUGCUCCUACCUCAUUGUCUUGGAACUGCAAGAAUCUGUCAGCACUUUCAGUCCAAGAGUUCCUCAACUAUCCUGAGGCUCUUACCGACUUUGCACGCAAGCUUUGGAGCACGUUAUUAUGCGCUGGGACUCCUGAAGCUGGGAGCCGUCACCCUUGCCUUCCUUGGGCCUCUUCUGCUGAAUCUCUUGGUGAACUUUAUGGAGGCGGCAGACGAACCCCUGAGUUGGGGCAUACUUUACACUUUAGGGCUGUUCUCCAGUUGUUUCCUGGCAGCCUUGUUGCAGAACCAGUUCACACAUGAAGUGAAUAAGCUGAUUCUGGCUGUAAGAGCCUCUGUGCUCACAAGUGUUUACCGCAAGGCAAUACGUGGUGUUGGCACAGGCCUGGCCGGCUUCUCGAAGGGUGAAAUUGUGAAUUUUAUGAGUACCGACGCAGACCGUAUCUCCAACUUCUGUCGUAGCUUCCAUGAAGUGUGGAGCCUCCCGUUGCAGUUCUCUGUUACUCUUUACCUCCUUUACCUUCAGGUGGGCAUUGCCUUCCUUGGGGGACUGGGCUUGGCUGUGCUGCUUCUGCCCAUCAACAAAGUUAUUGCCAACCGCAUUGUUGACUACAACAGUGAUCUGCUGAACCACAAGGAUGCUCGUGUUAAGUUGAUGACUGAGCUCCUCUCAGGGAUGCGUGUGGUGAAAUUUUACACAUGGGAGAAGCACUUCGCUGAGGCUGUGACUUCCCUUCGAGAAAAGGAACUUCGCAGUCUCCGUGCCCUCAAAAUGCUGGAUGCCGUGUGUGUCUACCUGUGGGCCGCUCUGCCUGUGCUCAUCUCUAUCAUCACCUUCAUCACUUACGUACUGCUGGGGCACCAACUCACUGCUGCCAAGGUCUUCACUGCUCUGGCCCUAGUCGGGAUGCUGAUUUUACCCCUUAAUAACUUCCCCUGGGUGCUGAAUGGAGUUUUGGAGGCCAAAGUCUCUUUAGAGCGUAUCCAGCUGUUCAUGGAUUUGCCUGAGCAGGACCUCCUGAAUUACUACAGCCAAGAGCCCCCUGCAGACCCAUCCUCGGCCCUGGAGCUGCGCAGUGCUGCCUUUUCUUGGAUGCCAGAAGAAUCUGAAGACUCUGGAUCUCUCCAGCUUUUUAUCGAACACCUUUCUGUGCAGAAGGGUGUACUGGUUGGUGUUGUCGGCAAAGUUGGUUGUGGUAAAAGCUCGUUGUUGGCAGCACUGACAGGAGAAUUGAGCAGAUCAGGAGGGGAGCUGUUUGCCUCCCAUCAGGAACUGGGUUUUGGUUUUGCAGCUCAGGAACCAUGGAUCCAGUUCGCUACCAUUAGGGAGAACAUAUUAUUUGGGAAAGAAUUUAAUGGAAAACUUUAUCAAGGUGUUCUAGAAGCAUGUGCGCUGAAUGAUGAUCUAAGCAUUCUGCCAUCCGGAGAUCAGACCGAAGUUGGGGAGAAUGGUGUUACCCUGAGUGGGGGACAGAAGGCCCGCUUGGCUUUGGCCAGAGCUGUUUACCAGGACAAGGAUAUUUAUCUCCUUGAUGAUCCAUUGGCCGCCGUAGAUGCUGAUGUUGCUGCUCAUCUCAUGGAGAAAUGCAUCCUGGGUAUUCUAAAGAACAAGACCAGAAUCCUUUGCACACACAGGACUGAGCUGUUGGACAAAGCAGAUAUAGUGUUGCUGAUGGAGGGGGGGAAGAUGGUGGGCAGCGGUACCCCAGACAAAAUCCUACCUCUGGUGGAAAGCUCCCGAAACCGAGGGUCUCGUGGACAGACACAAAUGAAUCAUAUCUCUCAAGCAGCUGAACAGAGCCUGGAGGAAGAUGAAGAGGAGGCAGAAAAUGAAGGUAACCCCAUCCAACCUAUUACUGCAGAAGUGGGCCAGGAGGAGAAGCAAGAAGGUGCUGUUGCCCUGCAGGUUUACUGGGCAUACUGGAAAGCAGUAGGAGGUUGUCUUGCUGGCUCAGUACUUCUGGCGCUGUUUCUGAUGCAGGCCUCAAGAAACAUAUCUGAUUGGUGGCUGUCACACUGGAUCUCCAGUCUACAGGAUUCCCCUAGAAAUGUGUCCCUUACAAACCUGACCCCUUCUUCCUUUCCAUCUGCAUCACUGCUUCUCUUCUCCCAGGGUGGGCUUGUAUCCCCCAUCAGCUCAGUUCAUUCUGCAGAGAAGAACAGCUCUCUGGAUAUCACCUUCUACCUCUCAGUGUAUGGGGGGAUUGCCGUAGCGAACUCCAUCUUUACUGCCUUACGGGCCUUUCUCUUUGCCUUGGGCACCGUACAUGCAGCUGUCGUAAUCCAUAGGCGUCUGCUGAGCAGCGUCUUACAGGCCACAGUUAGUUUCUUCGAUAGCACACCCAUAGGCCGGAUCAUUAACCGCUUCUCCUCGGACCUGUACUGUGUGGAUGACUCUCUGCCUUUUGUCCUCAAUAUAUUCCUGGCCUUUACGUUCGGCUUGCUGGGAAUGCUGGUUAUGAUCAGUUACGGCCUGCCGUGGAUCCUGCCGGUACUUCUCCCGCUCUGUUUGCUGUACUAUUACCUACAGCGCUUUUACAGACACUCCUCCCGCGAGCUGAAGAGGCUGCAAAGCAUAACUCUGUCUCCCAUAUACACACAUUUCUCUGAGACGCUGACUGGACUUACCACAAUUCGAGCGACUCGCCAUGCGGACCGGUUUGAGGCUGAGUGUGUGUCUCGGCUGGAGGUUAAUCAGCGCUGCAUGUUUGCCAGUAAUGCAGCCGUGCAGUGGUUAGACAUCCGUCUGCAGAUGAUUGGGGUCAUGGUGGUGGCAGCUAUUUCCGUUAUUGCUAUAAUCCAGCACCAGAGAAAAUCAGGGGAUCCAGGUCUGGUGGGACUGGCUCUGUCCUAUGCUCUCUCUAUCACCGGCAUCCUCUCCGGCCUCAUUUCCUCCUUCACCCAAACAGAAGCCAUGAUGGUGAGUGUGGAGAGAACAGAGGAAUAUUCCACUACUCUCCCCUCUGAGUCGGCAGAAGGUUCCCUGCAGGUAGAAUUGGACUGGCCCACUAACGGUCAUAUUGAGUUCAGGAACGUGGUUCUGUGCUAUCGCCUGGGGCUUCCCAACGCACUGGACGGUAUCAGUUUCACCAUCUCUCCAGGGGAAAAGAUUGGGAUUGUGGGUAGAACCGGCUCUGGGAAGUCCACUCUGUUCCUGGCGCUGUUCCGAAUGAUGGAGCUGAAGGAGGGGAGUAUUCUGAUUGACAACGUACCCUCCCACCUGCUGAAUCUGGAAUUGCUGCGGUCCCGGCUGGCUAUUAUUCCCCAGGAUGCUUUCUUGUUCAGUGGGAGUGUCCGCGUCAACCUGGAUCCUCUGUCUUAUCACACAGAUGUGGAAAUUCUCAAAGUUCUGGAUCAGUGUCACCUUCAGGAUGUAGUGAGGCGCAUUGGUGGCCUGGAUGCUGACGUUGGAGACAGAGGGAAAAACUUCUCUCUAGGACAGAGGCAACUCCUGUGCCUCGCCAGAGCCCUCCUUACCCAUGCCAAGAUUCUGUGCAUAGAUGAGGCCACGGCGAGUGUGGAUCACCAGACAGACGAGCUUCUGCAGAGAACUAUCCGGGAGAGGUUCCGAGAGCGCACGGUGCUGACCAUUGCACACAGGCUGAACACUAUAAUGGACUCCGACCGAGUGCUGGUGAUGCAUGCUGGGAAAUUGGUUGAACUGGACUCCCCAGCAAACCUCAGCAAAAGGGAAGACUCUAAUUUCUACCGACUAAUACACAGCGGGCAGCUAUAAGUACAGAUCCUGGGAGCAGGGUGAUGAGGGAGGGGCCUUUAUUAAGUGGGGGUGGAGCUUGCGUGGUUUACAAGAGAGCAGCUGCCCCUGGGCCCCCUACACUGGCCCUCUCUAUAGGAUCCGCCUGUUUUAAGGUGGUCCAUAUUUUAUCUUCCCCUUUAAACUGACAGCCAGUGAA